AUGGCGGAAACAGCUGCGGCGCAUCCACCAAGCUCAGUCGAGCAACUUGUGCGCACCUCUGCGAAGCGCACGCGGGAGCUCUUUGCCGCCGAUUUCGCGUCGUCUGCGGCUCUUGAUCACGCUGCCAACCCUGCCUUCACCAUCACACCCUCCACCGCCUCGCCUUCUUCCACCGCAGACCAAGUCAACGUCGCAACCCGAAUACGCAAUGAAUACGAGCACGUGCGAGAGCUUCCCCCAGCUCUUGCGGCAAAGAUGGCAGCUGCGGCAACAACGGCAGCCGAGCGACGCAAGAAGAUCAAGAGUCAGAAUGCAGAGGAAAAGGCGUCUGACCCCAAGAUGCAGAAGAUAAUUGAAGGCGCAUCAGAAAAGGCCGACAAGGCGCGGGAUUCACAGUCGAUGCAAUUGGCAUUACGAGCUGGAGGCAAGGGCGCUGCGCCGAACGCAACAGGACCUACUCCAAUGAGGGACACGCCAUCCAGCGCACUCGUGCGGAAAGACACGGUCAGACAGGCCCGGCCAGAGUGGCAUAGACCUUGGAAGGUCUCUCGUGUCAUGGCUGGCCAUUUGGGCUGGGUACGCUCGCUCUGUGUCGACCCGGACAACCAAUUCUUCGUAUCCGGAGCCGGGGAUCGCACAAUCAAGCUCUGGAACUUGGCAACCGGAGAGCUCAAGAUCACGCUCACAGGACACAUAUCCUCUGUACGCGGCGUCGAGGUCUCGCCUCGCCAUCCAUAUCUCUUCAGUUGUGGAGAAGACAAGAUGGUCAAGUGCUGGGACCUGGAGACGAACAAGGUCAUCCGCCAUUAUCACGGGCAUUUGUCUGGUGUUUACAGCUUAUCGCUACAUCCCACACUUGACGUUCUUGUGACUGGAGGUCGAGAUGGUGUUGCAAGAGUCUGGGAUAUGAGAACUAGGACUAACGUGCACGUCCUGGGUGGACACAAAGGCACCAUUAGCAGCAUCAAGUGCCAGGAAGGCGAUCCUCAAGUCAUAACAGGAAGCAUGGACAGUAUAAAACAAUGGAUGUGCCCACGCGGCGACUUCAUGCUCAACUUCCAGCCGGUCAACAGUAUUAUCAACACGCUCUCUGUCAACGAAGACAAUGUCAUGUUUGCCGGAGGAGACGACGGCAGCGCAACCUUUUACGACUGGAAGACCGGGCAUCAAUUUGAAAACUCCGAAUCUGUAGUGCAGCCUGGCUCGCUCAGCGCAGAAGCAGGCAUUCUCACUUCGACUUUCGACCGAACCGGACUCAGGUUGAUCACAGGCCACAUCGACAAGACCAUUCGUGUUUGGAAGGAGGACGAGGACGCCACAGAGGAAACACAUCCAUUAGACUGGAAGCCGACACUUGGUCGACAGAAGUUUUAG
Molecule: messenger RNA, 1374 nt
Organism: Parastagonospora nodorum SN15
Lineage: Eukaryota; Fungi; Ascomycota; Dothideomycetes; Pleosporales; Phaeosphaeriaceae
Exons: 2
Coding region: 1-1374 (457 amino acids)
Biological process (GO): mRNA splicing, via spliceosome
Cellular component (GO): catalytic step 2 spliceosome; Prp19 complex; precatalytic spliceosome
Molecular function (GO): protein binding
Source: RefSeq, a predicted model, not a curated record